UGUGCGUUGAUUUUGUUUUUCUUUUUGCCUCGGUGGUGUGGUUUUGCUUUCGCUAGCGGAGCGCUCGUGUGGAUUUGUUCUGGGUUUUCCGACGAAAAGUUACAAGUAUGGAGAUCAGCAAAACGAUUGGAAUUGCGGCCGGUGUCGCCGGAACGCUCUUCCUCGGCUACUGCAUAUACUUCGACCACAAGCGCAGGAAGGAUCCCGACUUUAAGAAGAAAUUGCGCGAACGACGAAAGGCCAAGAAGGCAGCAGCAUCGGCAGGGCCAAGGACAACAAUCCCUAACCUGACAGAUCACGAAGAGGUGCAGAGAUUCUUCCUGCAGGAGAUCCAAACUGGCGAAGCGCUCAUUUCCGCCGGUGACAUCGAGAACGGGGUAGAACAUUUGGCUAAUGCAAUUAUCGUGUGUGGUCAGCCGACGCAACUGCUUCAGGUCCUCCAGCAAACGUUGCCAGCGCAGGUGUUCGCACUGCUGAUCACCCGCAUGCGACAGUACGGCAAUCAGGCGGGCGAGAGCGAGCGAAGCAAGAUACAGGACAUGAACGAUGAUCUGGAGUAAGUGCGGCCCCAAUCAUCCAACACAUCCAGUCGGUCUUGUUUUGUGGCACACGGGGCAUUUGCAGUAGUUAAGGUCGUCUGCAGCAGCGGAGGGAGAGGUAGCGAGAAUGUAGCGAGAAUGUGUGUCUAUCGUCGUCGGCAGCAGCGAGUGGAGAAACGCAAACGACAGCCCCCAAAACGCAGCAGGAACACCAAUUACCCUCCCCUCAAACACUGAAACUGCCUACCUGCCGGGAGAUGAACAACAACAGUACAGCGCUCGCGCGUCGUUUAGCAAGCAAUCGAAUAAUUGUUAUUGGAAAAACGCUCUUGCACGUCCUCAUCGUCAUUGCCGGGGUGUGUUGCACAAUAGCAUGGAGAAACUACCCUCCGAAGCUGCCGGCAGGAUCGUCGUCUCCUUUCUCGCCCCCUCUCCCCAUUACACUUCCCUUUCUGUGUUUGUGUGUCGUUCGUUUCCAGAAUCGCACCGAGCGGCGGGCGCGCGGGCAUUAAAUUUCGCUAUUCCGUUCGCGUAGUAGAACAAAAUCAGAUUAGUUAUAAUGGCAAACCAUACGACAAAGAAGAACUCACAUUAAACGCAAAAAAAACACA
Molecule: messenger RNA, 1150 nt
Organism: Anopheles merus
Lineage: Eukaryota; Metazoa; Arthropoda; Insecta; Diptera; Culicidae
Gene: Tom20
Product: mitochondrial import receptor subunit TOM20 homolog
Exons: 4
Coding region: 108-560 (150 amino acids)
Biological process (GO): protein targeting; tRNA import into mitochondrion; protein import into mitochondrial matrix
Cellular component (GO): mitochondrial outer membrane translocase complex; mitochondrial outer membrane
Molecular function (GO): transmembrane protein transporter activity
Source: RefSeq, a predicted model, not a curated record